AGAGAUCCAGAAGCACAACGACAGCAAGAGCACCUGGCUGAUCCUGCAUUACAAGGUGUACGAUGUGACCAAAUUUUUGGAGGAGAUAAGGUAUUUGGUGCAAUCGUUUACAUCACUAUUCCAAGCCAUUUCUGAAUUCACAUCUUAUUGGAAACCAAAUUUCUAAUGUCUGGCACUCCUUCUUGCGAGAGCACCGGAAUCACAACUAACUGCUGAACAGUCAUUGACAGGAAAACACUGGAACUCACCAAAAAUGAUACCCCACAUCUAAAGACAAAGGAGAAGCCACAAUGAAACGGUAAAAGGGGUACGAUCACGGUAAAAUCAAAUCCCAUAACCGCUGGGUGGGCGACUCACAAACUGGAGAACAGUACCACAGAAGUCCACCCACUGGAGUGAAGGUUCUGAGCCCCAUGUCAGGCUUCCCAACCUGGGGGUCUGGCAAUGGGAGGAGGAAUCCCCAGAGAAUCGGACUUUGAAGGCUGGUGGGAUUUGAUUGCAGGACUUUGACAGGACUGGGGGAAACAGAGACUGCACUCUUGGAGGGCACACACAAAGUCUUGUGUGCACCAGGACCCAGGGGGAAGGAGCAGUGAGCCCACAGGAGACUGAGCCAGACCUACCUGCUGGUGUUGGAGGGUCUCCUGCAGAGGCGGGGGGUGGCUGUGGCUCACCGCGGGGACAAGGACACUGGCAGCAGAAGUUCUGGGAAGUACUCAUUGGCAUGAGCCCUCCAGGAGUCAACCAUUAGUCCCACCAAAGAGCCUGUAGCCUCCAGUGCUGGGGCGCCUCUGGCCAAACAACCACCAGGGAGGGAACCCAGCCCCACCCAUCAGCAGACAAGCAGAUUAAAGUUUUACUGAGCUCUGCCCACCAGAGCAACAGCCAGCUCUACCCACAACCAGGCCCUCCCUGCAGGAAGCUUGCACAAGCCUCUUAGAUAGCCUCAUCCACCAGAGGGCAGACACAAUCACAGAGAGAUAGGCAAAAUGAAAAGGCAGAGGAUUAUGUCCCAGAUGAAGGAACAAGGUAAAACCCCAGAAAAACAACUAAAUGAAGUGGAGAUAGGCAACCUUCCAGAAAAAGAAUGCAGAAUAAUGAUAGUGAAGAUGAUCCAGGACCUUGGAAAAAGAAUGGAGGCAAAAAUCGAGAAGAUGCAAGAAAUGUUUAACAAAGACCUAGAAGAAUUAACAAACAAACAGAGAUGAACAAUACAAUAAGUGAAAUGAAAAAUACACUAGAAGGAAUCAGUAGCAGAAUAACUGAGGCAGAAGAACGGCACCCUGGUGGGGAAGAAGUCUUAAGGGAACAAGCUGGAGGUGAUGCUACUGAAAACUUUGAGGAUGUCGGACACUCUACGGAUGCUCGAGAAUUGUCCAAAACGUUUAUCAUUGGGGAGCUGCAUCCAGAUGACAGGUCAAAGAUAACCAAGCCUUCGGAAACUCUUAUUACUACUAUUGAUUCUAAUUCCAGCUGGUGGACCAAUUGGGUGAUCCCAGCCUUCUCAGCACUGGUUGUAGCCCUGAUGUAUCACUUCUACACAUCGGAACACUAAACACGUUCUCAGAAGCCAAUGGAAGAAAAGACUGCUUUGGUCUGGGGAGAAAGAAGCCACCGUUAACUGCUUCAACUGACAGAACCCUUCACCUGAAAAUGAUUUGAAUACACCUGUUUUCCUUUCCUCCUACGUUAGACACAAAACAAACCAAAAAGAACUGUUCUUUCUACUCCUGAACUUUUAGAGUGUGCCUUUUUAUUCAUCAGCUUUGUUUUGAUGUUCCAUCACUAUGUCAUUUGCUUAUUGUGGGCACAAUCUUUUAAAACAUACCACCGUGUUUGGCUGUCUGUUUGAUAUGUAAUUGUCUUUAAUGUUUGGAAUCUGAUUAUUUGGCAGUCAUUUAAUGUGCUAAUCUUUCAGAUCCAAGUUGUCUGUCUGAUGUGAGUAGGGGUGUCCUUGGAUCUCUUCUUGUGUUGCUUCAUCUAAUUGAAUAAUCAGGUAUUGCAUGUUUCCAAUGUAGUUUUUUUUUUUCAAGGAAAUUAAGGAAGGCCCAGAAAUAAUAGCUUAAAGAUUUCUAAUAAUUGUUCUACUUGAACAAUCAUAUAGAUGAUAAAAAGAGAAAGUGGCCUGCAAGACCUAGAAAAGAUACUCCAUCUUUUCUUUGAUUGAAAACACCAGCAACAUCAACAAAAGCCUGUGAACCAUGAGAGAACAUUACCACUGUCCCUUCUCUCAGCGUAAACAUGUCAUUCCGAAGAGAUUCUCAGUUAUACGGGUUCUCAGGUUUUACAGACUCCUCCUUCAGAGCUGAAAACCGUUUACGUGCUCCUGUAAAGAAAUGGUGAUUCCCUAAUUUGUAAAAACACACAUUUGAAAGAGAUUGUGGGACAUUUGGAAUCUGAUUUUUGAAGAAAUUUAGCUCUGGUGAUGGGCCAUGAAGAACUCUGGUGUGGACUGAUUCAGUGGACUGAUUGAGUCAUCCCGUCUUUGUUUAUUAUUCUCUGCCCAGUGCUUUUUUCUUUAAAUGUCGAAACUUGAGAGAUGAAUUUAUAGACUCGAAGUACUUUGUAGUUAGCGAUGAUUGUCCAUUGGCCUGCUAGCCGACUGACGAGCCAUGGAGUGCUUCAGAAAUAACUAAACACAUUGGAAAGGAAUUUGUUUAAAUUACAGAGCAUAGAUUUUUAUAAUCAAUGACAUGUAUCACCCUCUGCCUUUUUUGUCACUGGAAGUUAGAGCGAAUGUAGGAGGGCAGUGGGGCAGCUGUCUCUAUCACAUGGGAAAAUACCUUGCAGAGGAAUCCUUUGUUUAGAUUUUAAUAAACAUAAGCCUGGAACAAAAUCAUGCCUCUUGUAAUGGACUUGAAGUGCCCGACACAUCCCUCUGCGUUUUGAUACAUCGACAGACGAGUCAGCAGGCUCUGCUGUAACGUGCUGUCAUGACUGUGUAAUCAUGGAUAGGUCAGUAGCUAAAUAAAAAUGCCUGUGGGACCUUCA
Eubalaena glacialis (North Atlantic right whale) is the source of this 2991-nucleotide messenger RNA. RefSeq names its product cytochrome b5. Gene Ontology annotation, cellular component: intracellular membrane-bounded organelle; mitochondrial outer membrane. The record is from RefSeq and is a predicted model, not a curated record. The transcript has 6 exons. Gene Ontology annotation, molecular function: heme binding. Bases 1205 to 1555 code for a protein of 116 amino acids. Lineage: Eukaryota; Metazoa; Chordata; Mammalia; Artiodactyla; Balaenidae.